Molecule: messenger RNA, 5997 nt
Organism: Ochlerotatus camptorhynchus
Lineage: Eukaryota; Metazoa; Arthropoda; Insecta; Diptera; Culicidae
Product: BTB/POZ domain-containing protein 7
Exons: 3
Coding region: 892-4065 (1057 amino acids)
Biological process (GO): morphogenesis of a branching epithelium
Molecular function (GO): protein binding
Source: RefSeq, a predicted model, not a curated record
AGUCGUGUCAAAAAACUUGAAAUAAAAUUUUCUCAGGCGGGUGUGCAGAGGAAAAGUUUUUCGCGAAAGGUGUUUCCCAAGCGUUCGAACGCGAUCGAAAAUUGGUGCAAGUGGUGCGUGAAGGUUCGGUGCGUGCGAUCGCGAUCGAGUUGGCCGGAAUCGAUCCGGAUCGAGGGUCGAAAAGUGCAUUUCAAAGUGAUCCCGAUUUCUAGAUUUUUUCCUUCGACGGUCCUACUGCUGCUCACUGCCCUCUGUUGCAAGAUUAAGGUGGCUCCCUCUGCUGUGCUGCGCCUGUGUAUGUGUGCGUGUCCGAGUGCAUUUGUGUAUAAGCCCAAUGAUGGCAGAUAGAUGAAAGUGCUAGCUGCUGCUGCUGCUCCCAUCAGUGCUCUUGGUGUUGUGUUGUGAAAGAGGGUGCUACUGGAAUGCGCCAGUGUAUGUGUAUUGAUAUUACGGCCACGGUUCCACAAAAGGAGCACUGGAGCACCAUCGUCGACAUCGGAGUAUGGUAAAAUGUAAACAUGGCCGAAUGACAAGAUCCAAAAAGACGGAAAUGAAGAUAUCCAAGUGUGCUGGAAAAUAUUUUGCUGUUGCAGCUUGAGGUGGAAGUUUGUUCCGGGACAGAGUAGGCGCUGCUGCCAAUCGUAAAGUGGAAUCUGUGCUGGACCCAGCCUACUGUGCGUGGCGGAUAUUGUGCAAUAUUGUUACCGCAUAGCGAGACAUCUCUAUAACAUCAUCCCCCAUUGGCGAUUCGUGAGUGAGAGAUUCCAUCAGACCCGGAGUGUGUUGGCGAAAAUCAAACAUUGGGCACAAAGUUUUCCGGAAACUCCAUCGCAAAAUGGUUUUUCAUUUGUAUUCAGAUCAACCGUCGCGAGCCGCAGUCGCCGCUAGAAAAUGAAUCUCGGUCUAUGGGGAUGCUUGGUGCCCUGUGGACUGCAAUACUGGUGCGAGAGUAAAAGCGAUACAUGCAUUACGGAGAUGGGGGCGACGGCAUCAACUGAUUGUCCCGGCGGUCCCGGCGGGAUUCCGGGUCUGACGGGUGCUAUCACGACGGCAGCUGGUGCUACGACCACGACACCCCUCACGGCAGCCGGCGGCGGCGGAGGUGGAAUGGGCGGAGCAUACGGGCCCGUCGGUGGGCCACCCGUUAUCGUGCGGGAACGACGGAAGAAGGUCACCGGUUUUGCUACACUGAAGAAGAAACUGAUUCGGCGACGGCGAUCGUCAAAAGCAUGCGACCAUGGCCGGGUGCUGCGGGAGUUCGUGUCCAGCUGGAGUCCGAUGGAACUGUCGGCACUACUGGAGGAGUACGAAGCCCUGGCGGCACUGAAGGACCUCUCGGUCCAGGCUGAGCUGGCAAGGCCACCAGCAACCACGUUCAAACAGGAUCUCGCCAGUUUGUACGACUACAAACACUGCACCGACUGUGAUCUGGUGUUUCGGGGAACGGUCUUCCCGGUACACCGUGCACUACUAUCCGCUCGUUGUCCGUACUUUCGAGAUCUGCUAGCCGGGUGCCCGGGCUACGGGGCACGUAUCUGUUUGGAACUGCGCUCCUCACCGGUGGACGUUCCGAUGUUUUCGUCGCUGCUGAGAUAUCUGUAUACAGGAGAUUUAUGUACACACGAUCCGACCAUAGAUGUAAGUCUGCUACGUAGAUUAGGAGAAGAUUUCGGUACACCGAAUCCGCUAGAAAACGAUCUGCGUUACCUGCUCGAAACUGGGGACUACGCAGAUGCCGCCAUAGUGUUCACCUCGGAGGGUGGCGACUACCAUCGGCCCGAUUCUGGCAGCUCGGAGUACGGUUUCCGGCCGAAACUGGAGCUACCUUGCCAUAAGGCGAUCCUCAGUGCACGAUCACCAUUCUUCAAGAAUAUGAUCCAACGACGGAUCCGUAACAUCAACGAGGAUCAUCAACUGCACGGAACGGACCGUUCGCUGCAUGUUCCGACACGGAUCGUUCUGGAUGAAACUGUCAUUCCGAAGCGCUACGCUCGUGUCCUGCUGCACGCGAUCUACCUGGAUACCGUUGACCUGUCGUUGAUCCUGCGUGGAAACGGAUGCGGCAACGGUGCCGGCAGUCUCGGCGAAGUACAAGCUCUUACCCACACCGGCCGUACCCGACCUUCACCGCUGGAGGAGGCCAUGGAACUGUACCAAAUUGGGCGAUUUCUCGAGUUGGACAUUUUGGCUCAGGGUUGCGAAGAUCUGAUUCUCGAAUGGCUGUCGCUGGAUACGCUCGCUACGGUUUUGCGUUGGGGUGGUCAACCGCAUGGAUCUGCCUGGGUUUAUCGCCAAGCUUGCCACUAUUUGCGCGAGGAGUUCUCGGCCAUUGUCGGUUCUCCGGUGCUCUUCCAGCUCGACAAAUCACAACUGAUCGAAGCGCUUCAGAACAACUUCCUCCAGGCGUCGGAACUGGAAGUGCUACAGGCUGUGCUGAAGUGGGGCGAACAGGAACUGAUUCGGCGGAUGGAGGAUCGCGAACCGAACCUGUUGAGUCACACUGCACACUCGGUAACGCGGAAAGGAAUUAAGAAGCGAGACCUGAGCGAUGUAGAGUUGCGGGAGAUUCUAUCGGAGCUGCUUCCGCAUGUUCGCAUGGACCACGUACUGCCACCGAGUAACGAGAUACUGAACCAAGCAAUCCGGCGGGGUUUGGUCAGCACUCCACCGUCGCACAUGAUCGGAGACGAUCGCGAGAGCUUGCGGAUCAACGCUUGGAUCCGGGGCGGCAAGAAUCACGGUUUGUUCGUGCGGCCCCGGUUGUUUAUGCCGUACUACGAGGAGGUUAAGGUGUUGCUGGAGGAUCACAUCGCAUCGCAACAGAUCGAAAUGUUGCGCAUGCGACGGUCCCGCCACAUGCCGGACAUUCCGGACACGUUGUAUAUGGUGUCCCGACUGAAUAGUAAUGCUAGUGGAAACAUCGGCGGUGGAGGUACGGCCGGAGUGGACGUUGUGGCUACAGCGGCUGCGUCGAUUCCGGCUCCGGACCCAAGCGCAAUGGAAGCCAUGCAAAAGAGGGAACAAAAGCUUCGACAGGUCCCGAGCUGCCAACGGGCGUUGACGCUUCCGCUGUCUAGCCGGAACGAAAUCAAUCGUCAGAUCAGGCUGAGGGUGGUUCGGGAGUUCAACUUUCCGGAUGAGAUAGCGGAGCUGUUGGAGAACUCCAACUGCUACUGCUUGGAUGCCGAUGGCUCCACACCGAAAGCUCAGGGCGACGAUAUCCAUGCGAGCAAUCAAUCAUUGGACGAGGACACCACCCCGCCACCUUCGCCGGCACUGCCAAGUGAUAUUAUUCCACAGAACGUGGCCUGUUAUGGCCGCAACAUGACAUUCCCCCGGCAACAACCUCAACCACCGUCGCAAGUGAUGCCGCAUGGAUCUGGAGCCACCGGUGGAGGAGGAGAUCUGACUGGGGUUGGUGGCAUGGGAGGUAGAUUGCAUCAUCUGCCGGGAGGUAUGCUCGGACCGAGUCCAAGUAUUAUAGGAACUCAUCGACGUCAGGAACUGCCAUCGUUAAUCCCCGGUGGAGACGUGGUAGCCUAUCGGCUGUCGGCACCGGCUGGAGAUCACUCCGGCGAAGCUGGAGCCUGCUCGGAAGGACACCUCUCGGACAUAAUGCCGGACGUGGCAAUGGCGACCGCGUCCCUCGGACAGCUACAGCUCGGCGACAUGCCCGAGAGUCUCCAUCUGGAUCUGGGCGACGGACCAAGCCACAUGAUCGGGGCGGCGGGCUCCAUGGGUUUACACAACCUACCGCAUCAUCGAAUAGCGACACCUUCGCCGAGCAAUUUCCAUCACUACAUGACCCGGAGCCAUCCACCGUCCGGUUCGCUGGGUAGUGGUGGAGGAAGUGGUCACAGCGGCGAUGGCGGAGCCGAACGAGGCGGCAUGGGUGGCGGAAGACUUCCGAGUUCCCUCGGCGUAUCUUCCCAGCAGGGCCAACCGGGAGCAUCGGCGGCAUCCUCAUCGUCGUCGUACUCGCAGCGUUCUAACUCACCGUACACCUUACAUCGAGCGAGUCCGGGCCUGCCGCACAGCUCAUAUCACACUGGGCCCCGGUUAUAGAGACGGCUGCAAGUAUUUCCCGACAAACGUCAGCUGUUCAGUAUGCCUUUCUGAAAGGAGCACACUGGAGAGGGGGAGAGAGAACGAGCGAGCGAGCGAGCGAGUGUGAGCAUGUUUGUGUGAAGGCGUACGUGCGAGUGAACGAGUACGACACAUAUGGGGCGAAUAUGUUUAGUUAAACGAAUUAACUAAAUUAAAACAAAGUAGGAGAAGUGAAGCAAAAACAAAUACAAACUACUACAACUGUAAAAGGAAGGUAAUUAAUUACAACAAAUACAUAGAUAUUUGAAUUAAGAGUUAAGUAUUUCAUUAAUAAUAACUUCAAGAAGCAGAACAACACUACAAUGGCAAGGAUAUAAAAGUAAUAAUAGUACUAAAAUAAACACAAAACAAAACAAACAAAACAGUAAGAAUAAUAAUCGAAGACUUUUAUAUUUAACAAACAAAUAGGAGAAAACCCACAGAAAACGAAAAGAAGGUCGACAGAGAAAGUGAAGCGAAUUGAAAGCAAAGAGGAAUGAGGCAAAACACACUCACACAGAGACACAUGGCAUAUGAUAUGAUGCAACUAGGCAGUGGAGAAAGCACGAUUGAAGGGGCAGAACAAAACAGUAUCCGGCUUGUAUGUAGUAGUAAUCGAAUUUUUGUAUUCGUUUUCUUUCGCGUACGAAAAAUAAACAAAAGAAACAAAAUAAUAGACGAAUGAGCGCGAAGGUGAAUGCGAAUCGAACCAGGACUAAAAAAUAACAAUCGUACAUUUUCCCCUUGUUUUAGAAACUAGGCCGUGCCUUUAAUUUAUUCUAUUUUAAUUUUUAGCAAACUUUACACCCCUUCCACCAUCCUCGUGAAUAUAAUCAGAUGUUUUAAUAAGAUGAAGUUUUAACGCUAUUUAUUUAUCUUUUUCGCGAUCUGUUUUUUUUUUUAACUUUAGGUUAUCAGUAGGAAUUUUUUCUCAAUUGGGAAGCAAGGCAAGCAAAACAAGUGUUAUUAUGAUUAAGUUGAGGAGAUUUACUCUCUUGUGUUCCCACUAAACACACAUUGGAAUUUGGAUGCUAACGAAAUGAGCACAAGCGCGCGAGCGAGAAUGGGAGAUGAAUGGAAAUCAAUUUCAUGUUUUCGAAUAUUCGUAACAUCAAAAGAAAAGAAAAAAAAAACGUAAACACAAGAUGAACAAAAAAAAACUCUGUAUCGUACGUGUAUGUAUAAUGACUUAUUACUAUAAUCGAGAAAAGUUUCAAUCCAGCAACGGAAACCGCGACAGCACCAGCAAACGCAACAACCAGAACUGUGAGGGCGCGUAGGAGAGGAGGGCUCCAAUUGAAAUGGAAUCAGUUUGAUCUAGGUCGGAAGUGCACUCAGAUUUGUUUGCUAUAUUUUUGGAUAACACAAUCCAACGGCGUAUUGCUGAAUCUUUCGAAUCGGAUUCUCCAUUUGGAAAUAUAGUAUAUUUGAAAGGAAGAUCCAAUCCGGUGGAGUCAGGAAUGGAAUGAUCUCAUGAUUCACACAAAAAGCAUCCGUUUUUAUGUCCUUCGUAGUAAAGCAAUCCGCUUUUGAUUCGGAUUUGGAUUUGAGCUAAUAAUUAUCUACGAGUCAGAAGUUGUAAUUCGACGGUUUUUUUUAAAGCCAUGAUUGAGGAUCUGAAUGGAAAUUUUGAAUGUUUCUUAGGUGACCAGUUUCAGGCCAAAUAGGAUAAAAAAUUCGACUUUCUCCGAUUUGCAUGAAACUUUCCAUAAUUGCGUGUUAUGGGCAAUCAUUCACAUUUUUGCUAAAGUUCGGCAAUUUUGGAUCUUGAUUUUUUUUAAGUAGGACUACUAAUUUCUAUACUGGGGUUCACAUUAAAAAAAAUCAAAAUUCAGGCAUGUAACGAAAAAUCCCAAACACGGACGCAACGAUAGAGCGCAAAUCGAACAAACGACACAUUGCGCAUGCUCA